Tripterygium wilfordii is the source of this 2281-nucleotide messenger RNA. Its product is annotated as pectinesterase-like. Gene Ontology annotation, molecular function: pectinesterase inhibitor activity; pectinesterase activity. Gene Ontology annotation, biological process: cell wall modification. The coding region runs from base 1 to 1707 and encodes 568 amino acids. Lineage: Eukaryota; Viridiplantae; Streptophyta; Magnoliopsida; Celastrales; Celastraceae. The record is from RefSeq and is a predicted model, not a curated record. The transcript is spliced from 2 exons.
AUGGUGGCUGGCAAAGUAAUUGCAUCUGUAACCUCCCUCAUUUUGGUCGUUGGGGUCGUCAUUGGUGCGGUCGUCGUUGUCCAGAAAAAUGGCAGCUCCAAAAGUGAUGAAAACAUGACACCGCACAUGAAGGCUGUGACACAAAUGUGUGCACCAACUGAUUACAAAGAAUCAUGUGUGAAAAGCUUGAGCUCUGUAAACAAUACCGACCCGAAAGAGCUCUUCAAGGCUGCAAUCAUGGCAACAGCAGAGGCAGUCAAGAAAUCACUCAACAUUUCUGACUCAAUUGUGGUUGAUGCCACAAAGGAGCCAAGAGUCAAGAUGGCUGUGGAUGAUUGUAAGGAUUUGAUGGACUUUGCGGUCCAAGAGCUUCAAGCAUCUUUUAGUUCUGUUGGCGAUAGCGAAAUGCACACAAUGCACGAUCGUGUAGCCGAUCUCAAGAACUGGUUUAGUGCCAUCAUUUCUUACCAACAAUCUUGCUUGGAUGGAUUUGAUGACCCCACAAAGACAGAACCUAACCAGUCUCACCCAGUUAAGGAUCAAUUGAGUAAUGGUAUGCUUGAUGCUAGCCAAUUAACCAGCAAUGUUUUGGCUAUUGUUGAUGGCUUAGCAAAUAUUCUUGAGAAAUUCAAUCUCAAGUUCGACAUCCCCGGCACCAAUUCUGGCCGUAGGCUUCUCGAAGAAGAAGAAGAAUACCCAAGCUGGGUCUCUGGUGCAGACCGUAAGUUGUUGGCUAAGGUUGACAAUGGUGCUAUCAAGCCUAAUGCAGUUGUGGCCAAGGAUGGUAGUGGCCAAUUCAAAACCAUUGGUGCAGCUCUUGCUGCAUACCCUAAGAACUUCAAGGGUCGAUAUGUUAUCUACGUUAAGGCUGGAAUCUAUGACGAGUACAUUACCUUGGACAAGAAGACAGUGAAUGUGUUCUUGUAUGGUGAUGGACCCAGGAAGACCAUUGUUACUGGAGCCAAGUCUUAUGCUAAAGGCUUUGGCACCAUGCAAACUGCCACUUUCUCUGCUGUUGGAGAGGGAUUUAUGGCUAAGUCCAUGGGGUUCCAGAACACUGCAGGUGCUCAGGGACACCAAGCUGUGGCUCUUCGCGUCCAAUCUGAUAGGUCUGUAUUCUUCAAUUGCAGAAUCGAUGGUUACCAAGAUACCUUGUACUACCACGCCCACCGACAAUUCUAUCGCAAUUGUGUCAUCUCUGGCACCAUUGAUUUCAUCUUUGGUUACGGUGCUGCGGUAAUCCAGAACUCAUUGAUCAUUCUCAGAAGGCCAAUGGAUAACCAAUUCAACACAGUGACUGCAGACGGUAGGGCUGAGAGGCACUUGGCCACAGGACUUGUGAUCCACAACUGCAGGAUUGUCCCAGAGCAGAAACUUGUAGCUGACAGGUUCAAGAUCCCAUCGUACUUGGGCAGGCCAUGGAAGCAAUACUCCAGGACUAUUAUCAUGGAGUCCACCAUUGGAGAUGUGAUCAAGCCAGAAGGGUGGUUCCCAUGGUCAGGAAACUUUGCUCUUGACACUCUCUACUAUGCUGAGUAUGCCAACCGUGGACCCGGUGCAAAGCUCGACAGGAGAGUCAGGUGGAAGGGCUUCCGUGGAGCCAUCUCCAAGAAUGAAGCUCUUCAGUACACCAUUGAUGCUUUCAUUCAGGGUAGCCAAUGGAUUAAAGGAUCAGGAGUUCCUAUGUUAGCUGGGCUGAAAGCCUAAAACACUUACAGAAUUUAAAGGACAACACAAAGAAAAAUGAAGAGUAGUAGUUCGUAGAAUGUUUCGCGUGAUGAAGCAUGCAUUCAUACUUUUUGUGCUUGGAAAAAAAUUGUGUAGGGUGUAUUCUUCUUCCACCCAUUUUUCAUAUGAAUCCAUUUCAAUUUAAAGCAAAGCAAAACAAAACUUCAUACGCGUCAAGCAUGAACUAUCAAAUACUUAUUUUCAAUGCACAAGCAAAGCAACCGAGAUACCGAACUGUUUGAUGUUCAGGCAGGUCACUCAAAUGAAGACAUGGAACAUGCUUAAUUUGUUAACCAGCGACGGUGACGACCUAGCAUUGAUAACAGUACCCCCGAUGUUCACAUGCAACUCAUUAAUCAUUGCCAGAAGGCCUAGAACAAAAUCUAGAUGGAUAAAUAUUGUUCAUGGUGUUUUGUUCUUGACCAAGAUGAAAUUGAUGACCACUACACAGUUCCAUACAUUUAACAACCCCAUUUCAUCGAGCUGCCUGUUCCAAUUGCUCUGGUUUCAUAUCUUGCUGUGCAGUGUUCUGCUGCUGAGCUUCUGCAAGUCG